This is a messenger RNA of Gastrolobium bilobum, 566 nucleotides long. RefSeq lists its product as uncharacterized. NCBI's taxonomy places the organism in Eukaryota, Viridiplantae, Streptophyta, Magnoliopsida, Fabales, Fabaceae. The transcript has a single exon. Bases 104 to 397 code for a protein of 97 amino acids. The record is from RefSeq and is a predicted model, not a curated record.
ACUCACAGAAACCCCUCAUCUUCUUCUCUCUCUCUCUCUGUUACCCCUAAUUCCUUCUCUCUCUCUCUAUCUUCGAUUCAUCUACGUCCGUAUCUUCCAGCAAAUGGGUCCGAUUGUGGUGAGCCAAUUGGCAACCGGUCUAAGCGUGCUGGCCGGAGCGGUUCUCGUGAAAUCGGUGAUGGACCAGAAACCCAUGGCCGGUUCAUUCCCUCGCUGUCCCAGUUGCAAUGGAACCGGUCGAGUUUCUUGCUUGUGCUCGCGCUGGUCCGAUGGUGAUGUCGGAUGCAGAACAUGUUCCGGUUCGGGUCGCAUGUCUUGCAGCAGUUGCGGUGGAACCGGAACCGGUCGACCCUUACCGGCUAAACUCGCAAUACGCCCGCCGAACCGCCCCUCUUAGUUGACCGCUCUGUUCUUUCAACUCCUCUUAGCGUUAGUAACAUUUUAUAUUUGUUUAUUUUAUUUUAUUUUUCCCCUUACCAUACCUAAUCAAUCAAAUAUAUUGUUAUUUUUGUAAUAUAAAGUGCACGGUGACACUCGUAAUACAGAGAUAUUAGGUUGUAUUGUAA